Bombina bombina (fire-bellied toad) is the source of this 3862-nucleotide messenger RNA. RefSeq names its product dymeclin (gene DYM). NCBI's taxonomy places the organism in Eukaryota, Metazoa, Chordata, Amphibia, Anura, Bombinatoridae. The transcript has 18 exons. Bases 141 to 2315 code for a protein of 724 amino acids. Gene Ontology annotation, biological process: Golgi organization. Gene Ontology annotation, cellular component: Golgi apparatus. The record is from RefSeq and is a predicted model, not a curated record.
CCGAGAGUGGGCUGGCAGCAGUCACGUGACACUGGUGACGCAGCUGUCUGCAGCGACGUGGAGUGAUGGCGGCAGUGAGACAGUGACAGUGGAACAGGAGCCCAUUCUGGGAAUGAAAAAGCUGUUCACUAUCUAGGAAGAUGGGUGCCAACAGCAGUACCAUAAAUGAACUCUCUGAGAAUGAGUAUCUAAAGAAACUGUCAGGAACUGAGGCAAUUUCCGAAAAUGAUCCAUUUUGGAAUCAGCUUCUUUCUUUCACAUUUAAUACUCCAACAAACAGUGCGGAUUCAAAGCUCCUGGAAGAGGCGACCAUUUCCAUCUGCAAGUCAUUAAUUCAGAACAAUCCAAGGACAGGAAAUCUAGGCGCACUUACUCACGUCUUUCUUUGCCGAACAAAGGAGCUUAAAAUAUCUGCAGAAUGUGAAAAUCAGCUAUUCAUCUGGCAGGCCCAUAAUGCCCUGUUUAUCAUCUGUUGCUUGCUCAAAGUUUUCAUUUGCCACAUGUCCGAGGAGGAGCUGCUGCUUAAUUUCUCGUAUCGACAGAGUGAGCCGGGAUCAUGUGAAGCAGAGUCUGAAGACCUUAUUGAGGAGCUACUCUUCUGCCUCAUCCAUCUUAUUGUUGAAAUUCCAUUACUAGAUAUAACCUACAGCAUCCUGCUUGAAGCGGUCACUGCCAUGGUUGUGUUUCUGUCCUAUCAGCUCUUCCGUAAAGACGUCAUCAAUGAAAGCAUCAUUCAUAGAUACCUAAUGCAUGGCCGGUGUGUUCAUUAUACAAGCAGACUGGUGAAGACGCUGCUUUAUAACUUCAUCCGACAAGAGAAGAGCCCUCCUCCAGGCUCGCACGUUUUCCAGCAUGAGGUGGAAGGAGGUGGUCUGCUGUAUGGCUUCGCCUCUGGAGUGGCAAGUGGUCUAUGGACUGUUUUGACAUUAGGUGGGGUGGGAAGCAAACCAACACCCCAGCAGGAGGAGUCGUCCCCCCUAGCAAACCAGAGUCUGCUAUUGCUGUUGGUAUUUGCCAACCUGGCUGAUGCGCCCGACUACCCAAAUCCUUACAGACAAGCGAUUACAUCCUUCAGGAACACGCAAGACAGUUCUUUGCAGCCUGCUCCAAAUGUCCACUCAUUCCAGAUAAAUUUCAACAGCUUGUAUACGGCCCUGUGCGAGCAGCAGAAGUCUGAUCAGGCAACUCUGCUGCUUUAUACAUUAUUGCACCAGAAUAAUAAUGUGAAAACGUAUGUGCUGGCGCGGACCGACAUAGAGAACCUUGUGUUGCCGAUACUGGAAAUUUUAUAUCGCGUUGAGGAACGGAAUUCUCAUCAUGUUUACAUGGCUCUGAUCAUUUUGCUCAUUCUUACAGAAGAUGAUGGUUUUAAUCGAUCAAUACAUGAAGUGAUAUUGAAAAACAUAACUUGGUACUCAGAGCGAGUGCUGACAGAAAUAUCGCUGGGAAGCCUUCUCAUACUAGUGGUGAUACGGACGAUACAGUACAACAUGACACGGACAAGGGACAAAUACCUGCACACAAAUUGUUUGGCAGCUCUUGCGAAUAUGUCCUCCCAAUUCCGUUCCCUUCAUCAGUAUGCAGCUCAAAGGAUAAUCAGUUAUUCCUGCCGCCACUUGCGGAGAUAUUUAUAUAUCCUGGACAAACUCUAUUUCCCUCACUCCCACUGCUCUACGCUGCAGCAUUGCUUAUCGGCUUUCAGUGACAAUGGAGAGGAGUUUCUGUCUCUAACUUGCUCACACAUACUCAGAUCCUAUGUCUCCAGUUUAUUUGCGCUGCUGUCUAAGAAACACAACAAAGUUCUGGAACAAGCCACGCAGUCCCUGAGAGGGUCAUUGGGUUCAGAUGACUCCCCACUUCCUGACUACGCUCAAGAUUUGAACGUGAUUGAGGAAGUGAUCCGGAUGAUGCUGGAGAUUAUUAACUCUUGCUUGGCCAAUUCUCUACAUCAUAACCCCAAUUUGGUGUACGCUUUGCUAUACAAGCGUGAACUCUUUGAGCAGUUUCGAGGUCACCCUUCCUUUCAAGAUAUCAUGCAGAAUAUAGACAUGGUGAUUAGCUUCUUUAGCUCACGGUUGGAGCAGGCUGGAACCGAUCUGUCAGUGGAGCGAGUCCUGGAAGUCAUCAAACAAGGAGCUGUGGCUUUGCCUAAAGAUAGGCUCAGAAAAUUCCCCGAACUCAAGUUCAAGUAUGUGGAAGAAGAGCAGCCGGAGGAAUUUUUCAUCCCAUAUGUCUGGUCCUUAGUCUAUAACUCUGGAGUCGGACUGUACUGGAGCCCACAAGACAUCCAGCUAUUCACCAUGGAUUCUGGUUGAAAAGAAGAAAGAAAAAACACAAAAAGAAAUUGCGCUCAGUCCAUCUCAGUCUGUUUGACGCAUGGAACGGAGCAUAACACCCACAAUGCACUGCCUGCCACCUUCUCACCCCCCCCCCCCCCCCGAACUGCUCUAGCAGAAUAUGCAUUACCUUCUGCUAGAGGCUCACCCUGAAGUUGUAUUUUAUAUGGCUUCACCAGAAUUUAUCUGACGUCUUCAAAUUGUAAUCUUCUUUUUGUUUUUUAUAGAUAUAAAUAAUUCUAUAUAUUGUAGGUAUCCUAUGAUGGUAACGAUUAGGCAGCUUUUUUAUCCCUUAAUAAGGGGAGAAGUAAACAUCAGUUUUAAAGAAGUAUAGGAUUUAAACGGCUUUGUUUUCACUUGAUUUUGUAAAGCUGUGAAAGCAUCUGAUGCUAAUGGUUCUGCCCACACUCAGUUACCAUAUCACUUGUAAUAGAACAGAAUUAUGUUCCUUUUAGGUAGCAAUGCAGUUACAUUCACACUGAAAGAGAUUUUUAAGGGCUUCUUUUGCAAUCUCACAAAUUUGUCUUCCAUGUUUUUUCAUAUAUAAAAAAAAAUACUGGAUCCAAAUAUUAACCCUUUUAUUGCCACUAAAAUGCAAUACAAGGCUACUAUAUGUAGCAUUGCAGCCUUUUUUUUGGCAAUUAAGGGUUAAGUGAAAGAGCUUUACAGUGAUUACUUUUUCACAUUGACGCCUGCUAUUUAUUGGAUUACUCUGAGUGAUGGUGAUCGGCUAAAGUUCUCUUUAAAAGUUAUAAUAAAACCUUUGGGCUGUCUGUGUUUUAUGUUAGGAUUCAUAUGUAAAUCAAAAUGAUAAAAGUAUAAAUAUCUAUAUAAACACACACCUAUAUAUAUUUGUAAGUUGGUUUAACUUUGUCCUUAUGGUUAACAUAAACAAAGUUUAAAUACUGAUAGGAAAUAAUUAUCCUACAUUAGUUAAUAGCUUAAAGCCAUGUUACAUAGCUAUGUUACAAGUUUAAAUUCAGCACAGGAAUCAAGCAGUUUGUUUCAAUAGUGGCACAUUUUAGCCAUAAGUUUGAAAGUUAGAAAAACAAAUGAAAAAGUUCUUCCCAAAUUCUUUGUAGAAAUAUAAAUGUCUCCUCCGUAAUUUGCUAUGUAAACUAGAGGCGACCAUUUAGCCUUAUAUGAACUUCCCAAUAUCAUUAUUUUAUAUUUAUUCACAAAGCCAGGACUAUCAGAAAUUAGUUCCAGACUUUAACAGUCACAUAAGUACACAAGUGUCUAAACUCUAGAUUUUCAAACAUCAUGCUUAUAUUGAUAAGCGCUAAUUAAUCUUUGCCCGUUAAUUGCUUUCAAUGUAUAAAGAUAUUUUUAUUCAACAAAUCAAUUUGAAUUAAAGCAGUCAGUGUGCUUAUACUGUUUAAACUCACUUCUUAUUAAUUAUGUUUUUGUGCUCAGCGGGAAUAGGUGGACAAAUAGGUACUGUGCAGGAAAAGGGUUGGGAAUAUGCACCUUUAGUAAGGAUUAGUUUAAAAUAAAGGUUACUGCAGAUUGCAGAGGUUGCAUUA